ACCAGAAAAUUUCAGUCCACUCUCUCCCCCUCCCCAACCCCCCCCCAGGCUAGUUGUGAGUUGAAGGACUGAGCGCGGAGGGCCGGGGGGCGUCCGGGGAAGGGGGAGAGGGCCUCGAGAGACCCCUCCCGCGUCCCGGGCCGGCGCUGAAUCACCGGCGAGGUUUCUGAACACCCGUGAAUGAGCCGCUCGCCAGCCUUGGCACCUGGGACCCCCCAACCCACCACUGGCAUGCCCCACCAGCCUUCAGCCUGAGCCGGCGGCCCCCGCCCCCGCCCCCCGCCACCCUGCACUGUCCCGGCUCCCCCGAGGCCCCCACGCUGCAGUGUGGCCGGGCCCCCUCCCCACCGGGGCCACCCCCGCCACCCACCCCUGGUGCCCGGCGUGGUGGCGGCCUGGCCCGCAGGGCCAUGAAGCUGCAGGCGGUGAUGGAGACCCUGUUGCAGCGGCAGCAGCGGGCCCGCCAGGAGCUGGAGGCCCGGCAGCAGCCGCUGCCCGAGCCCCCCACUGGACCCCGGGCUCGGGCCCCCCUCGAUGAGGACAGAGAACCUGAGAAUGCCCAUAUGCAGCGGGCACAGAUGGCCGCACUGGCUGCCAUGCGGGCUGCUGCAGCAGGCCUGGGACAUCCACCCAGCCCUGGGGGCUCUGAGGACGGGCCCCCAGGCUCAGAGGAUGAGGACUCGGCCCAGGAGGGGGCUCCGGGCUCACCAGCCCUGCCUGGGCAAGGCGGGGAAGGCUCCAGACACACUGAAGAUGCCACACACUUGGAGGACUUAGGCUCCGAUGAAGACCUGAAGCCGAAGUGGGAGGAGGAGGAAGAGCUGGAGGAAGACCUGGCUGACGAGGACGAGGACGAGGACGACUAUGAGGAUGAGGGGGAGGAGGAGGAGGAGGGGCUGGGCCCCCCAGGUCCCCUGGGCCCGGGCUCUGCCGGUCUGUUCCCACGCAAGGCGCAGCCAGCCCAGGCCUUCCGUGGGGAGGGUGCUCCCAGGGCACUAGGCGGCCCUGAGCGGCAGGGGCCUGGCCCAGCCCACCCUGGAGGGGCCGCCCACCUAGGGCCCCAGCCGCAGCCGCCAGACCCCGGGGACUGGACCUACGAGGAGCAGUUCAAGCAGCUCUAUGAACUGGACGGGGACCCCAAGAGGAAGGAGUUCCUGGACGACUUGUUCACCUUUAUGCAGAAGCGAGGCACGCCGGUGAACCGCAUCCCCAUCAUGGCCAAGCAGGUGCUGGACCUGUUCAUGCUGUACGUGCUGGUCACGGAGAAGGGCGGCCUCGUGGAGGUCAUCAACAAGAAGCUGUGGCGCGAGAUCACCAAGGGCCUCAACCUGCCCACCUCCAUCACCAGUGCCGCCUUCACCCUGCGGACCCAGUACAUGAAGUACCUGUACCCCUACGAGUGCGAGAGGCGGGGCCUCAGCAGCCCCAGCGAGCUCCAAGCCGCCAUCGACAGCAACCGCAGAGAGGGCCGGCGCCAGAGCUUCGGGGGCUCGCUCUUCACCUACUCUCCGGGCGGGGCCCACAGCACGCUGUCCUCGCCCAAGCUGCCCGUGCCCUCCCUGGGCCUGGCGGCCAGCACCAAUGGCAGCUCCAUCACCCCGGCCCCCAAGAUCAAGAAAGAGGAGGACUUGGCCAUCCCCAUCACGGUCCCUGGCCGCCUGCCCGUGUCCCUGGCGGGCCACCCGGUGGUGGCUGCCCAGGCCGCCGCAGUGCAGGCCGCGGCAGCCCAGGCCGCCGUGGCAGCCCAGGCAGCUGCUCUGGAGCAGCUUCGGGAGAAGCUGGAAUCUGGGGAGCCCCCUGAGAAGAAGAUGGCCCUGGUGACUGAUGAGCAGCAGCGGCUCAUGCAGCGAGCACUGCAGCAGAACUUCCUGGCCAUGACGGCGCAGCUGCCCAUGAGCAUCCGGAUCAACAGCCAAGCCUCUGAGAGUCGCCAGGACUCGGCUGUGAGCCUGACUGGCUCCAAUGGCAGCAACAGCAUUAGCAUGUCGGUGGAGAUCAACGGCAUCAUGUACACAGGAGUGCUGUUUGCCCAGCCGCCGGCCCCCACGCCACCCUCGGCUCCCAGUAAGGGCGGCGGCGGCAGCAACUCCGGCGGCGGCGGCGGCAGCCGGGGAGCAUCGGGCGGGACCAGCGGCGGCGCGGGCGGCCAGGCCGGGCCUGCAGGACGGCCCGGGCCCCCCACCUCUACCUCAGAUACCUCGCUGCCUUAGCCGCCCCUGCCGCCACCAGCGCCGCCACCACCUACGGAGCACGCCCUGCGGGGCCCUGCGCACCAGGAGGGUGCGCGGUGCGCGGGAGGGUGAGGCCCCCAGGAAGCCAGCCGACGCCAAAAAGGAAAGAAAAUAUAUACAUAUAUAAAUAUAUAUAUAUAUAUAUAUAUAUAUAUAAAGCAAAUUUAAUAAAACAGGGAGCGCGGGGAACACUGGGAAGUCUCAGGUUUCAGACACCGAGAGGAACCGUCAGGACCACGAGGAGCCAGCCCCGGG
Marmota flaviventris (yellow-bellied marmot) is the source of this 2486-nucleotide messenger RNA. It is a transcript of the gene Arid3a, whose product is annotated as AT-rich interaction domain 3A. Gene Ontology annotation, cellular component: nucleus. The record is from RefSeq and is a predicted model, not a curated record. Gene Ontology annotation, biological process: regulation of transcription by RNA polymerase II. NCBI's taxonomy places the organism in Eukaryota, Metazoa, Chordata, Mammalia, Rodentia, Sciuridae. Gene Ontology annotation, molecular function: DNA binding.